Caenorhabditis remanei is the source of this 903-nucleotide messenger RNA. RefSeq lists its product as uncharacterized. Gene Ontology annotation, cellular component: nucleolus. The coding region runs from base 1 to 903 and encodes 300 amino acids. Lineage: Eukaryota; Metazoa; Nematoda; Chromadorea; Rhabditida; Rhabditidae. Gene Ontology annotation, biological process: ribosomal large subunit assembly; maturation of LSU-rRNA from tricistronic rRNA transcript (SSU-rRNA, 5.8S rRNA, LSU-rRNA). Gene Ontology annotation, molecular function: rRNA binding. The record is from RefSeq and is a predicted model, not a curated record. The transcript is spliced from 3 exons.
AUGGUUCGUGUAGAGAAAAUUAAAACAAAGAAGGGAAAACGAGUUUUAGAUGACAGGGCACCAAAAACGGUCGAGAAUAACAAAAAGACGUUAUUCUGUCGUGGAACAAAAACCAAUGAGAUUAUCAAUCACGCAAUGAUGGAUCUUUAUGAUAUGAAGAAGCCAUUGACCACGAAAAUGGACAAGCACAAUCCGUACCACUUGUUCGAAGAUGAGACCCCAAUUGUUCGUGCCGGCGCCAAGUUCGACACUUCGAUGUUUGUUCUUGGAUCGAACUCGAAAAAGAAGCCGAACUGUUUGACUUUCGGUAGAACUUAUGAUGGACAACUUCUCGACAUGGCUGAGCUCAGAAUUACUGCUUACAAAUCUGCAUCGAACUUUGAUACUGCAAAAAUGACACUCGGAUCAAAGCCAUGCAUCGUUCUUGAAGGUGCCGCUUUCGAGGCUGACUCCGACAUGAAACGUAUCGGAAAUUUGAUGAUCGACUGGUUCCGUGGACCAAAAGUAGACACUGUCCGUCUCGAAGGACUCGAAACUGUCGUCGUUUUCACUGCUAUCGACGAGAAGAACAUCGCUCUCCGUGUCUAUCGUCCAAUGCUCAAAAAGUCAGCGACUGCUACUCCACGUGUCGAGUUGACUGAAAUGGGACCAUCGUUGAACUUCGAAGUGAUGCGUAAGAAGUUGGCCGAUGACGCGCUGUUCAAAUUGGCUUGCAAGAAACCAAAGGCACUCAUGAAGAAGAGAAGAAAGAAUAUGAGCGAGGAUGUGUUUGGAAAUCAAUUGGCUAGAGUGCACGUUGGAAAGCAGAGAACUGAUGAUAUCCAGACGAGAAAAGUGAAGGCUUUGAGGAAGACACCACUCGUUGAAGCGGCAGCAACCAAUGAUGUUGCAAUGGAAGAAUGA